AUGAGAAUUUACAACUUGAAUUUGGAUGUUUUCGGUGGCAUUGGCGCGUACCUGGAUGCCCGCGAUAUCCUCAACCUGAGAUUCACCUGCAGAUUCCUACGCGGUGUGGCUGACCAUGUUCUUAUACCGAAUAAGCUCAAUGAUCUCCAGAGAAAGGUCUUGUACAAUACGAGCAUCUCUCCAAUUCAGAAACUGCGUCAAAUCCCACUUACAGACGACAACUGGAGCACUUGCACCUUCCACCCCACCCAACUCGUACACACCCACUCUAGCAUCCCCGUUCUUAACACACACAACCACCUUCUCAUCCUCGCCAGUCGUUCUGCAGUCUUUGUCUGGGAUAGAUGCUAUUCCCCGUGGCGGUACACACGCUUCGUAAUUUUCAACCACUCCUCUGCUAGCAUGGAUAUUACUGGCUUGGUUGUCGUCGAGUGUGUGGGCGAUUCUGUCUCUCUCAUCGCCUCCCACUUCUCUGGCCUCGUUCAGCGCGUUAUUCUCAACUUGCACUCCAAAAAAUCUUCUCAAACGGCCAUAUACUGCGGUAGUAGCCGUACUAGCAGUGCUAUAAGUAGUUCUAUUAGAACACCUAACCUCACUUCUCUCACAGGCACAUCCAAUGUCGUCAUAAGCGCUGCUCAAAUGGGUCAACUACGCCUUCUCUCCCCAAACGCCCCUUGGAUUGAACAUCCUCCGAUAAACGUAGAGACCAAUAGACUUUGGGGUGUCGAUUACAAUUCCUACAAUGGCUCGCUGUCCGCCUCUCACAACUACACCCCUUCCACUCUCUCCGCUGUUUCUCUCUUUCACCUCCGCGAGAGCAAUAUCCAAUCCACCGGCUCGCUCAAAACACCCCCACACAUCUCCUCCUUCACAGCUACGAACGGUUCAUCUACAAACGGUGUUCUGGCAUCGCCCGACAUCAUCAUAGCUGGUUUCUAUGACUCGGGGGUUCGCGUGUACGAUUGCAGGUGCGGAUAUGCACCAGUUAAACAGUAUCAAGACGCGCUCGAUCCACAGCCCGUUUACUCAGUCGAUGUCGGUGGAGCGUAUGACUCCCUCAUCUGCGCUGGCUCUGCUCUCUAUUCGCGCCUACGGAUUAUUGACGCUCGCAUGCACUCGGAUCGCGCCCAUCAUGUGUAUGCCGCCGAAAGCGGCGAUAGGUCCUCACCCGUCUACCAGCUACAAACGGAUCACUCACACUGCUUCCUCGCAACUGAGUCUAAUGUCUACGACUUGGACUUUAGCUCCGCUUCUCCUAAUCACCGCUUCCCAACUGUUACAGUGUGA
Molecule: messenger RNA, 1287 nt
Organism: Wallemia ichthyophaga EXF-994
Lineage: Eukaryota; Fungi; Basidiomycota; Wallemiomycetes; Wallemiales; Wallemiaceae
Exons: 1
Coding region: 1-1287 (428 amino acids)
Molecular function (GO): protein binding
Source: RefSeq, a predicted model, not a curated record